Messenger RNA from Paraglomus brasilianum, 312 nucleotides. NCBI's taxonomy places the organism in Eukaryota, Fungi, Glomeromycota, Glomeromycetes, Paraglomerales, Paraglomeraceae. The record is from the annotation of a GenBank genome assembly.
AUGAAUACUCCAAACAAUAAUAAAUAUAUCAAAGGAAGCCCUGAAUGGGAAAAAAGAAUAAUCGGACUAGUUGGUAAAGAAAUAGAUCAAGAGUUUAAAAAAGGACAAAAAAAGCCAGACGGCACCGAAGUAACGGCUGAUCAAGAAACCAUUAAAGUCAAUGAUGUCAAGCAACUAUUAUCUGAAAUAAAAUCACAAAAGCAAAUUGUUGAGAACAAAUUGGAAGAAUUAGGCAAAAAAAAAGGCUACAAAGGUGAAGCCCUGGCCCUUUUUAAGUUAAUCAACGAUUUAGAACCCAAGAUUAAGGAUUGA